GUGAAUCAGCAGCGCUCGGAAAUAGCCGCUGUUGGCGAACAAGAUGUUUUUGUGAGCUUUGAAGAUCCUCCCUUCCACGAUAAUGCUGCAGUCGCAGAAAAAGUCCCUCUUGCGCUGCUCGUUGAGCUCUCCCAGGAGCUUGGUGUAGUACGACUGCAUCUCCAUGGCUGCUGGAGUCAAGCAGAAAGCAGCGUCAGCGGGAGGGCUCCCGGGAACACCGCGGAACACACGGGGGGACCCGAGCGCCGCCCCCCGGCCCUUCCCCUCCCCUCCCGUCCCUUCCCCGCUACGGGCGAGGGCCCCGCAACGCACCUCGGCGCUCCCGCCCGGACCCCUCCCGCAGGAGGAGGAGGAGGAGGAGGAGGAGGAAGGGACGUCACCGGGAGUCGGAGCUUGCGGGGUGAGGGGUCGGUAAAUAUUGGUGACGUCGGGCCGCCAAGAUGGCCGAGGGGGAGGACGCGGGCUGGUGGCGGAGCUGGCUGCAGCAGAGCUACCAGGCCGUCAAGGAGAAGUCUACAGAAGCUUUGGAGUUCAUGAAACGGGACCUGGCUGAGUUCACCCAAGUAGUGCAGCAUGACACAGCCUGCACUAUCGCUGCUACGGCCAGCGUGGUCAAGGACAAGCUGGCAAGGACAGAUGGUUCCUCAGGUGCAACUGAGAAGGUGAGGAAAGGGAUCUCUGACUUCCUGGGUGUGAUCUCUGACACGUUUGCUCCCUCGCCGGAUAAGACCAUUGACUGCGAUGUCAUCACACUGAUGGCAACACCCACAGGUACCACAGAGCCCUACGACAGUGCCAAGGCUCGUCUCUACAGCCUCCAGUCAGACCCAGCCACCUACUGCAACGAACCUGAUGGCCCUGCCGAGCUCCUGGAGGCCUGGCUGUCCGAGUUUAACCUGGAGGAGAAGAAAGGGGAGAUCGCGGAGCUGCUGGCAACCAGCCCUUCCAUCCGGGCUCUCCACACCAAAAUGGUCCCUGUGGCUGUUUCCCACAUGGAGUUCUGGCAGCGCUACUUCUACAAAGUGCAUCGCCUGGAGCAGGAUGAGGCCCGGAGGGAGGCUCUGAAGCAGCGAGCAGAGCAGAGCAUUCACCAGGAGGAACCAGGCUGGGAAGAGGAUGAAGAGGAGUUCUUGGGGAUGUCACCCCUGCCUUGUGCCAACGUGAGAUUUCCAGAAGCAGCAGAGAAGGAGUGUGCCCCUGCAGCCCUGGAGGGAAAACACCCCGCUGCUCACACGGCACCCUCCAAGGACAGCUGGGCCGCCCUCCCUCCGGGGCCGCUGCCGGCAGAGGGGAGCCCCUCUGAGAGCAGUGAGAGCGUGUCCCUUGUGACUCAGAUUGCAAACCCUGCCUGUGUGCCUGCUGCACAGCCACAGACUGGAGCACAACCAGCUGGUACCGCUGACCUUUCCCAGAGGCUGCUGGAGGCCACCUCGGAAGAGCAGAGCUGCCUGCCAAAGCCCCCAGAACCCGGCCACCCGGCCCAGGGCUCAGCAGCAUCCUCAGAGCAGCCGGCUGCUGCGGGGCUCAGAGAGCUGGAGAGCAAAGCCCAAGGCAGGACAGAGACUCUGAAAGAGGAGGGACCGACAGAUCUGCGAGUGUUUGAGCUGAACUCGGACAGUGGGAAGUCCACUCCCUCCAACAACGGCAAGAAAGGCUCCAGCACUGACAUCAGUGAGGACUGGGAGAAGGACUUUGAUCUGGACAUGACGGAGGAGGAGGUGCAGCUGGCGCUCUCCAAGGUGGAAGUGUCUGGGGAGCUGGAAGAUGAAGAGUGGGAAGACUGGGAAUAAAGGGAGUGGUUCCAGUGUGUGUCACAGGCUCAUUUCCACCAUCCAACGUGAAUGAAACCGUGGACUGGCUGUUCCUGUGUGUGUGACUGUGCUGGGGGUUGCAGUGCCAGUGCCAGGCUGGAGGAGCCUCAUUCCUGCUCAGAUCCUGGGGGCAACUCAAGAGACCCUUUUGGACCUGGAGGAGGAGGAGGAGGACACUGGAGUUCACUCGUACACUUGGCUGCUGGGGACCUUGUCUUCUCAGAAGGUCCUAGAGCCUGGCCAAGCCAACCCUGGCUGCCCCAGAAGCGUGGGGCAGAGGCUGCUGUGCUGUGGUGAGGGGUCCCGGGGCGAGCUGGGCACUGGGGCCCCAGGCAGGGUUGCUGGGUGCCCCCAGCUGGCUCCUUGUUUGCUUGUGUGUGUGUGUGUGCCCCGCGGUGCAGCAGCUCAGAGGCUCCUGCGUGCGCUGUGCCUGCUCCGUGCUGCCCCCAGCCCACCCCGUGCAGGGGCUGGCUGGGGGCUGAGGUGCUGCAGUAGAAGCCCCUUCUGCUGUGUCACUCGUUGCUGCAGAGAAAGGCCUUUGGCUUGUGGCUUUGACACCAAGCUGGGCUGUGCUGGAAGGAGCCAGACUCCCUGCCAAACCCCGAGCUUCUGCCUGGCCUUUCAUCUUGGAAGCUUUUUCUAACGGGAAGUCCCCUAACAGCCAAGGCCUGCUGCUUCCCCCUCCCAGCUGCACUGCCUUCCUCUCCUGGGUUGUGUGUGCUUCUAGUUAAAUUCUCCAAACAAAGUACUUGUGGCUUGCUCUUCCCCUGCCCUCUGGGGCAGGCAGUGCUUUGGGUCAGCCUGGGAGCAGAACCUGUCCCUCCUGGUGCCCAGUUGGGCCCUUGUAGAGCCCCAGCCUGGCCUCACUGACCAUUUCAACCUCUGCCUUGGCACUGAGGCUUGACCCUUCCCUCCUGCAGCCUGGGGAGGACACCCCUGUGUGCCACCCAUGCCAGGCUCCAGGGCCACCAGCCUCGCUGUGCUCACCUGAGUUCCCUCACCUGAGCCCCCUGUGACUGCUUGCAAUGCUUCCUUUGGACCCACAGCCUCUUUAGGGGCAGUUCCCUUGUCAUGGCACGAGCUGCUCCUCGGUGGAUGUUGCUGACAGUUGUCCUGAGGGGUCAGAGCCCUCGCUGCUGCCCCUGACCUUUCGGGUUGGGGGUUUUACACGUGAUACCUUUGUCCUCCUGCCCCUUCCAGGGCUGCUUCACUGGAGCUGUGGGGUUCCUUCUGGUUUUGGGUAGCAUUAUCCUACAUGCACUUGGAAGAACUGGAGUUUUUGGGUUGUAUUGGGGCUUUGUCCUCUCCUUGGGGAGCUUCUCUAGAUGCUGCUGCCCACAGGGGUGGGAUGGUGGCAGUGUCUGUCCUGGGCUCAAAUGGGGCUGCAAUGGGAAGAGCUGUGGUGGGCAGCAGACACCAGUUGGUGUCAGAGCUGGGGCUCAGGCUGUGGGUGCCAGAUGGGUCCUGCAGAGCUCUGAGGGGGCAGUUCCCCUCACCCUUGUCACUUGGGGUUUUUUUUCCUUCUUUCAUCAAAUUAACCAGUGGGUUGUCUGUGCAAUACUCUGUUCUGAACUCUUCUGCAUCUCCCUGAGCCCUUUCUAGCUGGGGUGAGAAACCAGGAACAAUUCUAACAGCUGGUAGUUUUGUAACAAUGACUUUCUCCAAACCUUUUACAGACUUGCACUUAACAGCAAUUAAAGGAAUUCUACAGAGUC
Molecule: messenger RNA, 3526 nt
Organism: Colius striatus (speckled mousebird)
Lineage: Eukaryota; Metazoa; Chordata; Aves; Coliiformes; Coliidae
Gene: BSDC1
Product: BSD domain containing 1
Exons: 11
Coding region: 441-1790 (449 amino acids)
Cellular component (GO): cytoplasm
Source: RefSeq, a predicted model, not a curated record